UGUAAUUUCUGCUGCAUUUCUUCUCAAUUAUUCAUAAUUAAUUAGAAAUUUGCUUCGAUCGAGUGAAAAUUUUAGAUUAGUUAAAGGAAUUCCAGGAUAAUCGUGAUUGUGGAAUUGUACAGAGGUUUUUAUAUUUUUCUUUUGUAAAUUCGGUGUGUACGAUGAUGAUGGAGGCUCCGGAGAGUGGGAGACCGGUGGCUUUGGAAUUUCCGGUGUGUGAGACGCCAUCGUCUUCGCGUGUGCCGAAGAGGAUUCGGAAGAGGCUUCUUGCCGAGUGUAAGACUCCUCCAACUGUAGAAAAAAUUGAAGACAAGCUUCGACAUGCCGAUCGUCGUAGACAGCAAUUCCAUGAAAACCUGUCAAGGAAGGCAAGAUCAAAGCCAAGAAGCCCCUCCAGAUCCUCACCAAAUGAGGAAGACCUUGGUCAGCGCCUUGAAGCAAGGCUUCAAGCUGCCGAGCAGAAAAGGUUGAGCAUUUUGGAAAAGGCUCAGAUGCGCCUGGCAAAGUUAGAUGAACUAUGGCAGGCAGCAAAAACUGGGGUAGAAAUGCGUUUUGAGAAGGAACGUGAGAAGCUUGGCACAAAAGUUCAGUCACGUGUUCAGCAGGCAGAGGCUAACAGAAUGCUUAUCUUUAAGGCUUACAGCCAGCGGACAGCAACUCUAAAAGAGAGAUUGUCACAAUCAUUGUUACGGAGGAUGACCAGAGAGAGUAAGUACAGGGAGUGUGUUCUUGCUGCUCUUCAUCAAAAGUGUGCAGCUGCUGAGAAAAACCGGCUGAGACUGCUUGAAGCAGAGAAGAAGAAAGCCCGUGCUAGAUUUUUGCAAGUUCGGCGAGUUGCUAAGUUUAUCUCUCAUCAGCGUGAGGUUGAGAGGAGGAGGAUGAGAGGCCAGUUAGAAGACAGACUGCAAAGGGCAAAGAGACGGAGAGCAGAGUACUUGAGCCAGAGAGGAAGGCCACAUAAAUCAAUUCAAGUGAACUGUACCAGGAAGCAAGCUGAUCUGCUUUCUAGAAAACUAGCAAGGUGCUGGAGGUGGUUUGUUAGGCAGAGAAAAACUACUUUAGACUUGGCAAAAGCCUUUGACUCAUUGAAAAUCAAUGAGAAUUCUGUUAAGUCAAUGCCAUUUGAACAACUUGCUCUCCUGAUUGAAUCACAUAGUACCCUUCAAACUGUGAAAGGUUUGCUUGACCGAAUUGAGAGCCGCAUUAAGGCCUCUAGGGAAGCUGGUGCGACUGAUCAUCUAUCCUGUUUGGAUAACAUUGACCAUCUUCUUAAAAGGGUUGCUACUCCAAAGAGGAGGACCACUCCCAGGACCUCUGUGAGAAGCAGAGAGGCUAAGAGAGUUGUCUCUGGGAGGGAGGCUGCCAAAAGUCUUACAUCAUCAUCAAGAUAUCCUGUUAGAGUAUUUCUUUGUGCAUACAUGAUAUUGGGCCAUCCUGAGGCUGUUUUAAGUGGUCAGGGAGAACAGGAGAUUGCUUUGGCGAAGUCUGCUGAAGCAUUUGUUCGAGAGUUUGAGUUGUUGGUAAAGAUUAUUUUAGAGGGUCCCAUACUGAGUUCUGAUAAAGAACCCGAGACUGCAAUAAGUAAACGUUUGACAUUUAGGUCACAGCUCGCAUCAUUUGAUAAAGCAUGGUGCUCCUACCUGAGUUGUUUUGUGGUGUGGAAGGUCAAGGACGUUCAGUCAUUGGAAGAGGACUUGGUAAGAGCAGCUUGCCAGCUCGAGCUCUCAAUGAUUCAAAAGUGCAAGUUGACUCCUGGAGGAGAUAACACUGCUCUUACACAUGAUAUGAAGGCUAUCCAAAGACAGGUUAUGGAAGAUCAAAAGCUCUUAAGGGAGAAAGUGCAACAUUUGUGCGGAGAUGCUGGAAUUGAACGAAUGGAAUGUGCAAUAUCUGAAACACGCACUAAAUUUUUUCAAGAAAAGGAAAGCGGGAGCCCAAUAGAAUCACCAAGUACGCCUUCUCUAUCUCCAAGCACAGAUGGUUUUCCUAGUUCUUCGACUUCUGGAACAGAUGAAAGAAGUGAUCCGACUCGGAUGCCAAACCUUGUUGUCCGCUCUCUGUUUAAGGAAGAUGAAGUUAGCACAUCUCAGUCCAAAAGUUCCUGUUCCUCUGUGCCUAGCAGCUGCCAUUCAGGUGCUCUGUUAGGUUCUUCUAUUGAAAAGCAGCUGGUCACUGAGAAUGAAUUGAUUGUUAAUGAAUUUCUUCAUGAAAAGCGUGGCUUUGUUGAUAGCUUCAGUGUCAUCGAUAAAGAACAGAACGGCAUAAAGGAGAAGAUAAGAGAAACAAUGGAGAAGGCUUUCUGGGAUGGAAUUAUGGAAUCCAUGAGACAGGAUAACCCCAAUUAUGACCGAGUUAUUGACCUUGUGAAGGAAGUCGGGGAUGAAAUUUGUGAGAUGGCUCCUAAGAGCUGGAGAGAAGAAAUAAUGGAUACUAUUGAUCUAGAAAUACUCUCCCAGGUGCUGAAGUCGGGAAACUUGGACAUCAACUAUCUUGGAAGGAUUCUAGGGUUUGCAUUGAGCACUUUGCAGAAGCUCUCCUCUCCAGCCAAUGAUGAUGAAAUGAAGGCUGCUAACCAGAUGUUAUUGAAAGAGUUAGCUGACAUUUGUGAAGCCAAAGAUAAGCCGAAUCAUUCUCCUGCCCUUGCAAUGGUCAAAGGUCUACGGUUUGUCCUAGAACAGAUUCAGGAUCUUAAGCGGGAGAUUAGCAAAACCCGUAUAAUGAUGAUGGAGCCAUUGUUAAAGGGACCUGCUGGUGUGGAUUACCUUCGGAAAGCUUUUGCAAACUGUUAUGGGUCUCCUUCUGAUACUCGGUCAUCUUUACCAUUGACAACGCAGUGGCUUUCAUCUGUAUGGCAAUGCAAAGAUCAAGAGUGGGUAGAACACCAAAAUUCUGUGUCAACUUUGAAGGCCCAGGAUAGUUCAUCUCAGGACCUUCUUACUCCCAUUAUCCUUAAAACUGGUGGAAGCUGCAAUUCAGCAAAUGCAAGCCAAAUGACAUUUUCCAAAUCUCCUAAAGUUACAGAUAAUCAACAACCAGAAUGCAAGGGAGAGACCGUUGAUAUUGUGGUGAGGCUUGGUUUGCUGAAGUUAGUAAGUGGAGUUUCCAGUCUAACCCCAGGUUCUCUGCCGGAAACCUUCAUGCUUAACCUUGCUAGAUUGAGGGGUGUUCAGGCUGAGAUUCAGAAGAUAAUUGUAAUAUCCACAAGCAUUCUUAUUUGUGGUCAAAUUUUCUUGAGCGAGCAAGUAGUAUCCCCUACUCAUAUGGAAACCGUAAUAUCAAGUUGCACCAAGCGGCUCUCGGAGCUCUUAGACCGCGUCGAAGAUGUUGGAAUUGAAGGGAUUGUUGAAGUAAUCAGCGGGUUCUCCAAAGUAACAGAUGAUGAGAAGGCUCGGAAGAGGAAAGUUAUGAUGGGCAGGAUGAUGGCAAAGAGCUUGCAAGCUGGGGAUGCAGUAUUUGAGAAGGUACGGCGUGCUGUUUAUUUAGCUUUUAGAGGGGUUGUAUUUGGGGGAAGUGGUGUCUAUGGUAGAAAGUUGGCGGAAAUUGCUCUCCGGCAGGUCGGGGCUGGGAAGGGUGCGGGUUUGCUGACAGAGAGGGUUGUGAAAGCGUCGGAGGUGCUGGUGGUUGUGGCCACGGUUUCUGUCGGCAUCCACGGGCCAUGGUAUACGACCUUGAUGGGUAACAUGUGAUUUGUGAAAAGAUGAGGAUAAAUAAUGCAUAACUGUAAUUACAAGUGUACAAACUUAAAACCCUGCUUUAAACCGUAGUGAGCAGUCCCUCGGUGUAGCAUAUAUCGUGUUCCUGUGUUUCAGUAGAACUUGUUAAUAGUAUGUGCUUCGAACAAUUUCUUUUAGAAUUAAAAAAUAUAUAAUAUUUUUCUAA
This is a messenger RNA of Hibiscus syriacus, 3879 nucleotides long. RefSeq lists its product as uncharacterized. Gene Ontology annotation, biological process: signal transduction. The transcript has 11 exons. The record is from RefSeq and is a predicted model, not a curated record. The coding region runs from base 162 to 3686 and encodes 1174 amino acids. NCBI's taxonomy places the organism in Eukaryota, Viridiplantae, Streptophyta, Magnoliopsida, Malvales, Malvaceae.